Messenger RNA from Hydra vulgaris (swiftwater hydra), 333 nucleotides. RefSeq lists its product as uncharacterized. Gene Ontology annotation, molecular function: nucleic acid binding. NCBI's taxonomy places the organism in Eukaryota, Metazoa, Cnidaria, Hydrozoa, Anthoathecata, Hydridae. The record is from RefSeq and is a predicted model, not a curated record.
AUGAGGAAGCAGCCGUAUGUUACAGUGCCCACACAGAGAGGAAGAAAUGUUAGCCUAACAUGCGCUAUUUCAGUUACAGGGUAUAUUGGAUUUAAACUAAAGAUUGGAACCUUUAAUGCCACUAGCAUGCACGACUGGAUAGAACAAGAUUUAAGACCAGUUUUAAGUGAUCGCAGAUAUGUUUCAUUAAUGGAUAAUGCGCAAUUCCACCAUUCAUCAAUAGUAGAAUUGGCAUUUCGAGAAAGUAAUUGUACUAUCCAGUAUUUACCACCUUACAGUCCUCAACUUAAUCCAAUCGAGGAGUUUUUUGGCGUGGUUAAAAAUUUAUUUUAA